This is a messenger RNA of Dreissena polymorpha, 2820 nucleotides long. RefSeq lists its product as uncharacterized. The record is from RefSeq and is a predicted model, not a curated record. Gene Ontology annotation, molecular function: lipid binding. NCBI's taxonomy places the organism in Eukaryota, Metazoa, Mollusca, Bivalvia, Myida, Dreissenidae. Bases 230 to 1804 code for a protein of 524 amino acids. The transcript has 16 exons.
GGUCAAUUGUAAACAAAGUGCAGUCUCUGGAUUCUUUUAAAAUUAAGUGUGGCCAUUCUUUGUUGUGCUGGAUAUGCUCUUUGUUAAAACAGAAGAGAUGAUUCUUACUGAAAAAAUCUGAUACGAAAGGUGAUAGGUUACGCUCGGAAGACGCGCGGAUGGUGCGCGGUUGAGUUAUUGCUCGGAUUAAUGUUAUGACUGCGCAAGGCGCGGACCUGCUCGGAGCCUAAUGAACGCCAGGGAGCUGCAACGACUGGAGACACUUCUGACCAGGAUGACGCUAGACGAUGCAUAUGACGACGAGGGAACCUUUUCCUGGAGGAUCUCGGAUAUUCAAGUAUCCAGAGUAGGGACCCUAAGCUCCAGCGUGCAGUUAGGGACCGGAAGUUUCCGCUGGUCCCUUCAGAUCAGCAGCCUUGAGAUCAACGCCAACUGGAAUAUGAAAUAUGAUCUAAGCCGCUGGCUCCCCACAGUGAGGGAUAGCGGCAGGCUAUCUGCCAGCAUGGGCCAGUCCGGGAUCACCUUAACCGUACAGCCGGUUGUUGAGACCGGUAGUGUGCAAGUGAUCCUGCGGGGCUGCUCCGCCUCUCUUUCCGGUCUAGAAGUCUUCUUUGAUGGAAGUAUCCUCAGUCAAUUCUAUACGUUGGUUGCAAAUGCUUUCGAAGGCGACAUUCGGCGACAACUGGAAAUUGCUAUUUGCGAAACGGUUACCAAAUCCAUGGGAGACAUUCGCAAGACGCUUACCGACGUGCAAACAACCUCCAACCUGCAUGUUUUCAAUACGGAUUUCACUGUGGACUAUAGUGUGACAGCCGUUGAAGUGACAAGCGAUCAUAUAGCAACCUUCCAUAAGGGAACCGUCAGCUGUGCUGGGCAAAGAUUUCCCGUUCGUGUGACCCCUUUCAUACGAGCCAUGCCUAGUUCAGGUGUGAGUUUCGAUCUGGCGGAGGACAUUUUCAACAACGUCUUGGGGAUUUCCCUGAAGAAUAAUUUCUUAAACGCAUUUGCCGACAACGCGAAGGUAAAACGCUUGAAGCUGACCUUCCUGUACUUAACGUGUGACAACGCCUUCUGUCUUGGUCGUCUGCUACCGCAGGCGAAGCUACGGUGGCCAGAAAGGGUGAUGGGUGUACGUGUAUACGUUAGCGACUCCAGCCUCUCACUUGACACUAUGGGAGCGACCCUGAACAUCCGGGGCCGCUUCAAUUUUUCCGCCGAAAGCGCCACCGAAGCAGAUCCAAUGUUCUCCGCCACUUUUAACUUUGCGUUGCCAGUAAAAGUAAAAUUCUUCAACGGUUAUAUUUCUGCUAAGCUUGCAAACGCAAGCGGACAGAUUGUUAUAGACCAGUCACAUAUUGGCAAGAUUUUGAUUCCCGGGUUGCGUAAUCUCUUUGACGUCAUGACACCGAUUCUUACUCGACUUGGUGUGGAGACAUUGAACUCCAACCCGGUGUCCACUGAAAUUAAACUUCCAAAUGACGUCAUGUUUCAAACCAGCAGCGUGCAGCUGUUUCCGAAAAUGAUACGUGUAAACGCAGACCUCUGUCAGAAAGGUACAUACGGUUGCACCUAUUCCGCCAAAGACGAAUGGGUGGGCAGAAGCGAAGGUGGAGCGAUCAGUGUUGUUGACACUAUAACCACCACCACAAGUACAACCACAACAACCACUACCACACGAACACCAACCACGACAAUAACAACCAAGGUCCCGGCGAAAACGAACGGAGCCCAUGCUAUCACAUUGACCUUGCUCGUAGAACUUCUCAUGUGCAUUGUUUUGUCGAAGUUCAAACACUUUCUUUAAAACUGUUAAUUCACUGAUUUAUAAAUUAUGUUAUUUUGAGAGAAAGCCAAAUAUGCAAUGUCGUAACUUUACUAUACAACAUCACAUUCAAAUAUUACAUCGCAUUUCUCUAGUUGUACCGGUUCUUUUUAUGUUGUAAAAUACUAUUUUUAAUGACGCAAGCGCGUUUCAAUCAGCUUGCAACAACAAAAUAAAAUGGUAAAAGCAGUGUUUCUUGACAUCGUGUAUUUUCCUUCAAAUUUGUUAAUUGCUCAAUUUAUAUCUGAAUGAUAUUUACUUGUAAUUAAUCACAAGUAUUGCACAAUUCAAAAUAAACAAUACUGUCCAUGUAAUAUUAUUAAUUCAGUACCUGUAUGUAUGUGUGUGCUGUAACCAUAGUUUUGUGUAUGUAUCAUCACAUACGUGUGUUGUAUCUAUCACUGGCUUAUACCUUCUUACAUUCUGUAUAAACUUUUUACUAUGAUUUAUUUCAAUAUUGUUCGAGAAUACUUACAUCGGUAUUAAAGGGGCCUUUUCACAUGUCGCAUAAUUGGUGUAUAUUUGAUAAUAAUGCAUGCCCUGGUUAACGUCAGUAUGGCCGAAACUCAUUAAUUUGUUGACAGUAGACGCACAAGUUCAGUCCGUUUAAAGUGUAGAUCAUGACAGGAUUACUAAGUUGAAAGAUGUUUGUUUCCGUAUCGUUGUAAUUACCAGCUAAUAAACAAAUUGGUUUGACCCAUCAAGUUGACAUGCUUAUGUAACGAUACAAGUAUAUAAAGAAUGCUUUUUUGACACUUGAAAAAGAAGGAUUUACGACGUAGGAGAAACUCUACAGGUUAUUUCCAGAACCCAACCCCAAGUGGGGUGGGGUGGGAUCCUGUCUGGAUGGAUUUGGACGGAUUUUGUCAUGUCUUGGAAACGUUGUUAGUUACUUAGAGAAUUACAUGGACUUUGAAAUAUUUCAUUAACAACUAAUUAAAAAAAUAUUAUGGACUUGGAGACUUUAUGUUAACAACUGAAUAAAUAGUAAAGAACAA